GCGGUUUACCGUGCCCCGGGCCGGCUCGUGCGGGCUCCAGCGCCCGCCCGCCCGCCAGUCAGUCAGUCAGUCUGUCAAGAGGCGGCGCCGCCCUGACGUUGUUCUGCCAGCCGAAGGGAUAAUGCUGAAUGAAAGUGACUGGCCAGCGUCGGAGAUUAAUGCACACCCGCUACUCGCAUGUUGUUUUCUAUUCGAGUUGCCAUGGCAGAAAAGAUCCCAACGGGGAUUGCUAAGAAAGCAUCCCGAUCCACGGCUUCCCUUCCCCCGGAGCCCAUGGAGAUAAUCAGGAGAAAGACUUGUUCCAGAAGGGUUAAAAUCAACGUUGGAGGACUUAACCACGAAGUCUUAUGGAGGACAUUGGAAAGGUUACCCCGGACUCGUCUGGGGAAACUGAGGGAUUGCAACACCCACGAAUCCCUGUUGGAGACCUGCGAUGAUUAUAACCUCGAUGAAAACGAGUACUUUUUUGAUCGUCACCCUGGGGCUUUCACGUCGAUUUUGAAUUUCUACCGAACUGGGAAACUGCACAUGAUGGAAGAGAUGUGCGCCCUGUCCUUCGGCCAGGAACUCGACUACUGGGGCAUUGACGAGAUCUACUUGGAGUCCUGCUGCCAAGCCAGGUACCACCAGAAAAAGGAGCAGAUGAACGAGGAGCUGAGGCGGGAGGCUGAAACCAUGAGGGAACGGGAAGGCGAGGAGUUUGACAACUCGUGCUGCCCCAACAAAAGGAAGAAGUUGUGGGACCUGCUGGAAAAGCCCGGCUCCUCUGUGGCCGCGAAGAUUUUGGCCAUCGUUUCCAUCUUGUUCAUUGUGUUGUCAACAAUUGCCUUGUCUCUCAACACACUUCCUGAACUUCAGGACAUGGAUGAGUUUGGACAAGCCAACGACAACCCACAACUUGCCCACGUUGAAGCAGUAUGCAUCGCAUGGUUCACAAUGGAGUACCUUUUACGUUUCUUAUCCUCGCCAAAUAAGUGGAAAUUUUUUAAAGGCCCAUUGAAUGUAAUUGAUCUUCUGGCCGUCCUGCCAUAUUAUAUUACAAUUUUUCUCACAGAGUCAAACAAGAGCGUGCUCCAAUUCCAAAAUGUUAGGCGAGUUGUUCAAAUAUUCCGUAUCAUGAGGAUAUUGAGAAUUCUUAAACUAGCCCGACAUUCAACGGGACUCCAGUCACUCGGCUUUACUCUCAGGCGAAGCUAUAAUGAAUUAGGUUUGCUGAUAUUGUUUUUGGCUAUGGGCAUUAUGAUAUUUUCAAGCUUGGUAUUUUUUGCUGAAAAGGAUGAAGAUGCAACCAAAUUUACAAGUAUUCCUGCAUCUUUCUGGUGGGCAACUAUCACUAUGACAACAGUGGGAUAUGGAGACAUCUAUCCCAAAACACUAUUAGGCAAAAUAGUUGGAGGACUUUGCUGCAUUGCGGGAGUCUUGGUGAUAGCUCUGCCUAUACCAAUCAUUGUAAACAACUUCUCCGAGUUUUACAAAGAGCAAAAAAGACAAGAGAAAGCAAUUAAGAGAAGAGAAGCCCUCGAAAGAGCCAAAAGAAAUGGGAGUAUUGUUUCCAUGAACUUGAAAGAUGCAUUUGCUCGCAGUAUGGAACUAAUGGAUGUUGUUGUUGACAAAGGGGCUGAUAAUAUGAUUAAACAUGAAAAACACACAGACAAUCAUCUUUCACCAAGUAACUGGAAAUGGGCGAUUUCUGAAACAAACUUCAAUAAGUCUUUGGAGUCUAAGUAUCAGGAACUAGGCCAGCAUUACUCAAGCAAGCAGUUAAAUAACCCCUCCCCCAGCCCACAGCAUCUAAAUGCUCAGAAGCUGGAAGAAAUGUACAAUCAAAUGACAAAGGCACAAUCUCAGCCAAAUCUUAAUAGUGACAAGCCAGAAGUAUCUAUUAAAUCUCCUGUUCAUGAAGAAGAACUUGAAAUGGAUGUGAUUCCUCGCUCAACUGACCCAUUGCUGUCUGCUCCCAUAGAACCAAUACUGGACAUGAGGAGCAUAUCUAGUAUUGACAGCUUUGCUAGUUGUACCGCUGAUUUUACUGAAUCUGAUAGGUUUCCACACCCUUCAAAAAUGGCUGAUCAAGCUCAUCGGAGAUGGAUCGCUGGCACUGGUCCUCUCAAUGAGUAUCAGACUGGAGAUAACAUUAUGUUCAAAGAUGGUUCUGGUGAAGUCAAUAAAGGUUUCUACUUUGGGCAGCCAGUGUCCUCCAAUUUAAACAGCACAGUGGAAAGUCCAAAGAGCUCAAUAAAGGGUAAGAACCCUUUGAAAUCUAGAUCACUUAAGGUAAAUUUUAUGGAAAAUAAAAGUGGUACUCCUCAAACACCACCAAGUACUAGCAGACCACUGCCUGUGAUAGUGACAGAUGUAUCAUUAUCUACACCUAAACAUACCAGCGGCGUCCUGCUGGAGGAAAGCUCAAUUCAGAGUGAGAGUCCCACUGUGAUUACUGAUGUACCAGCUUUCCACCAGAUUUCCAGUAAAGGAUCACCACAACUAUUGGCUAAACAAAAACUAUUUGCUUUCCAAACGAGAGGGAGAAGGAGUUGCAUUGACAUGGACAGUGGUGAGGAUGAAGAGUUGCUGGUGGAAGUAAAGACACAGCUCAAUAGCCAGCAGGAAUCCAGGCAGAACUGCUGUUCUGAAAGUCAUGAUAAGCAUAGCCACAAUGGAAACCACAUUGAAGAUGUGUCUGUAAUGGGUGCUGUUUCUCCAAAACACUCUGGUAAAAACUGCACAUCUAGUGCAGCAGGAGAUAGCAAAAUGGACAGUUUUGAAGCUGGGUACAAGAUGGAAAAUCAUAUGUUUACACCAGAAAUUCAUGUUAAACCUGGGGAAGGAGGUUAUUCACCCUCUUGUGAAACCAGCAUGUGACUAAGGAAAAAGUAAUAAUAAUUUUUUCUGAUUCUUUAGAAUUCUAAUAAGAAAAUGAAAUGGCAUAAUUUAUGCCUACAGUAUUUUUGCAUGGCAUGGUGAAUCUUUUAAUCCAGCUGCUGUUUGACUCAAACUGUGAGAGACUGCAUCUCUGCAGAUAAGGAAUUGGAGAAUAGCAUUAAAAAAUAAGGCUUCCAAGUGGAGCCCAUGUAUUGUAAAGUUUGGAGAUGUUUUCAACUUUUCUCUAGUAAGACUAGAAUCAUUUUAUGCUACCACAGAUUCAUUACACUAGAAUAUGUUAGGAUUUGCACAAAGGAAGGGCAGGAUGUACAUGCAUGCAUUAGGAACUGAUGUGAAACAGAGGUGCUUAGAGCCUGUAAAAUAUAAUUAUUUGUAAAUAGUCGGGAAUAUGCCAAGAACUCAAGAAAUCAAGCAAUUGCAGAAAACAAUUAUUCUGAUGCACACUUAUUCCCUUCACAGUGCACUGCCUGGAGGAGGUUUAUAAAGUCUUGUUGCAAAGUUGCAACAAUUACAUCAGCCUGGAGUUUCCUCCUGAUUUGUCACCAGAUAUAUAUACAAUCUGGGUACAAGUAAAUGGAAAUGCAUAAAAGGUCCCAUUUUUUAACAAAUGGCUUAUGCUUGUAAAUGCAAUACAUCAAAAAUACUGUAAUCCUUAAAGAAUACAUUGAUCCUUGGGUAUCCCUGAACAAGUUCUGCUCUAUAAAGGCAUAGGAAACUGUAGAUGUGGGAAUCUGGAUCCAAAAUGACCUAAGUCAUCAAUAAUUCCUUUCCAACCACAGUUGCCACUUGACCCGCUGAGUUCUUUAAGCAGAUUUUUUUUUCUGCUCUAUAAAUCUGCUCAUUCAUUCAUCCUUCACCAAACAAGCAAGUUUCAGUCCAUUGCGUUUGUUCAGAGGUGUGGUGAUUCGUGACAUAAUGGCCAGACUUGAAAACAUGCACACAUCAAUCACUUCAUGAAUCUUUCAAAAACUUGCUGAUUAACUGCGAUCUGUGGUGAAUUAAAUUCCUGGACAUGCCCAACUGCUCCAGGUUUAAUUCACCUUUAUAAAAAUUUGAAGAGUGACUCAUUUUCUGGCUAUUCCUCUGCAAGGAAGGAAAUGUUAAAAUACUCCAUACUUUUUGCAAUACAAUUUAAUUACUGUGACAGAAAGAUCACUGCUGCUUACUACAUAGUCUCAAACCUCACUUUGAGGGGAAUAUCUUUUCCUCUUUUUUUUGUCACAAGGCCACAUUGAUUCAAAUGGAAUCAUGAAUCAAUUAGACCAGUUGACUAUGCUGAAUCUCUUGGAAAUUUGCAUUUUAGCUUAGUUUCAGUCAAAAUUUGAGGUCAUUUUCACCUGGUGCCUGAUAGUUGGAGCUCUGGGAGCAUUUUGGACACAGAUAUCCUUUUGUGCUUAUUGGAGGAAAUUCCAGGACAUCCAUUUCAUUCUAUUCUGAUUGUGUAAAUGUUCAUUAAAAAUGGGACAGAAACUAUUUUCCUUAGGCUAUAUUUAUUUGUAAUAAAAAUAUUAAGUUAAGAUUUGCACAAAUCUGUUAUUUAUUAUAUUUUUGUUAAACCUUGUUUUUGAAAGAAUGGGGAGGAUUUAAUGACCAGGAAUCAAAAUGUGCAGCAUUGAACUCUCACUGAUUUAUCUUAUAUUGGUACUUGCCAAAUAGUCAUUACAAAUGGAUAAACUGUAUUUUUCUUGUCAGAAUUCUAUUUUUAUGGGUUAUUUGAAUAAUAUAUUUGUGUAUUUUGGAAAGCCCUAGACUACAACAAAGGCUUUAAGGGUUUGAGGGCAAUAAUCAUGCUCAGUUGCCCUUCUAAACAUUUUAAUGACUCCCAGGUUAGUGUUAUGUCUGUUUGUGUGAAUCUUGUCCAAUACUAGAAACAUAAUCCAUAUUUCUCACUUCCACGAAAAUUGAUGACUGAUUAGAAUUGAAACAAUCUCCUGUACAUUAGGAAAUUUUCCAAAGGAGCCAUCUGAAAAUUUAUUCUAGAGAUUCCUGGUGUAUGAUCAUUAAUUCUCAUUAUAGGGAGACAUUUCCUCUCUGCAAUUUGUGUAAUAAAGCUGUAAAGCUGUUCAUAAUACACAGGUUUACUAUUUGUUUUUACACAUAAUGUGCACAGUAAACUUCCCCACAGAUUGUUUACUUGUUGGUGUACACAUACUUU
This is a messenger RNA of Mobula hypostoma (lesser devil ray), 5038 nucleotides long. RefSeq names its product potassium voltage-gated channel subfamily B member 2-like. The record is from RefSeq and is a predicted model, not a curated record. Bases 178 to 2862 code for a protein of 894 amino acids. Gene Ontology annotation, cellular component: membrane; voltage-gated potassium channel complex; dendrite. The transcript is spliced from 3 exons. Lineage: Eukaryota; Metazoa; Chordata; Chondrichthyes; Myliobatiformes; Myliobatidae. Gene Ontology annotation, molecular function: delayed rectifier potassium channel activity; protein binding. Gene Ontology annotation, biological process: protein homooligomerization; potassium ion transmembrane transport.